Molecule: messenger RNA, 820 nt
Organism: Ctenocephalides felis (cat flea)
Lineage: Eukaryota; Metazoa; Arthropoda; Insecta; Siphonaptera; Pulicidae
Exons: 2
Coding region: 131-748 (205 amino acids)
Source: RefSeq, a predicted model, not a curated record
GGUUUACUAACCUGCCAAAUUUGACAUCAGCUCACUAGCGCCACAUUGGCGCAAUUUAUUUGGGAGAAGGAACACUUGUCGUGAACUCUGAUUUUGUUUGAGAGACAGUUGGGUCUGAAGUUAUUCAAAUAUGGACGAAGAAGAAAGAGCACAUGGUUUCACAUUAAAAUUUAACUACACAGGCGAGGAGUUGACUGAAAAGAAACUGUUUACGUGGUUAAAUCGAUGUUUUCCUCAAAAUCAAAAUAUUUUAUAUGCACGAUUAGCAAGCAAGAAAAAAGUGAUUAUUGUUUAUGAUUCUACAACAAAUGUUUUCGAUGUCAUACAAAAUAUGGGAAGCGAGGUACAAAUGUGCUGCAUAGGCAAGGAAUAUGCCGAGCAUUACAGAAUUAUCGGCAUGGAAAUAAUAAUGAAUGAUACAAAACUAUGUGUUGUGGAGUUGUUGCCUUCAUUGACAUCGUCUUGUUUCAAUCUGACAGUACUUAGGAAAUACUUAGAACAAUUUGGCAAGGUAUUCGAAAUUUCACGCGAAAGAAAAAAGGGUAUCUGCACUGGAAUUAUUAGAACGCUGAUGGCUUUAAAAGAUGAAUCUCAAAUUCCAGAAGUAAAAGAAUAUGGAGUCUUUAAAAUUAUUCCAUAUCGUUCGGACAUGUUUAAUUAUUGGAGUGAUGAAACAACAGAGAAAUUUUACGAUGACUUGCUCUUAUGUUGGAAUUACACCGAAAAAGAUGCCGAUUAUUCAGAUUAGAUUCAAGUUAGAAAUAAAUGAUUAUGAUUCAGAUUAGAAAUAAAUGAUUACGUAAUUAAUAAUUCACCUUUU